AUUACUUUGAAAGACGCUGAUCGAGAUAUAAUAUUACAAUUAUUUCAUUUUGAUUAAGUAAUGACCAAUUUUAAAUAAAACAAACAAAAAAACAAGAAUCAAGUUUAUUUGUAGUUGCAAACGUAAUUAAUGUGUUUUUACUAACUUUUUUGUGUCUUACAAGGUUAUGCUUUUUUCCUACGGCAUCUCUUACAUCAUGUGCAAAUAAUAUGCUGAUUAGCCAAUGUAGUCAUCUAACAACUUCUAUGACAGCCAAUAGCUAGUAGCUACAUUUCUUCCUGAGGAGUUUGCAAAGUGCGCAGUGACAGUUUGACUCAGUGACGACGCAAUAGCUGACAACUCGAUCAUCAGACAGCCAAAUAAACAAAACAACAAACUCUGUGAAGAUGAAUUAUGUGCUUUUGAGAAGACUUUUGCCCAGUGUGGCAAAGCACCAACAGUCGUACUGGAGUGGUUUUCGUUCUUUCGCAAUCUUGACGGAUGACGUCCAACCUGCGGAGUGCGUUGGCGGGUCGUGGGGGUAUGCUGGAGCCUAUACCAGCUGACUUUGGGUGAGAUACACCCUGGACUGGUCGCCCGCCAAUCACAGGGAAAACAACCUUUCACACUCACAUUCAUACCUAUGGACAAUUUAGAGUCGCCAGUUAACCUAACAUGCAUGUUUUUAGAAUAUGGGAGGAAACGAGAGUACCCACGCAGGUCAGGACAAUAAGCAUUCAGUGAGGAAGAGGUCACAUCCUCCCAGUUGAGGAGCAUGCUGUCCAAGCGUGACCUUCAACUGUUUGAUGUGAGAAAUCCUGAUGAAUUCAAGGCCGGCCACAUCCCGCAUGCGGUCAACAUGCCGUUGGGCAGUCUGGAAGAGUCUCUGAAGAUGUCCCCAGAGAGCUUUCAGCAGAGAUUUCAAGUGAGGGCGCCUGGAAAAAAGGACGACAACAUCGUGUUUCACUGCUUCAGUGGGAGGAGGAGCGCCAAAGCGCUGGACAUCGCCCGCAAGAUGGGCUUUAGCAGGGCCAAACAUUAUAAAGGAGGCUACAGCGAGUGGGCGGAGAAAGAGAGAAAACAGUUGUGAAGGAAACCCUAAAUACACGUGUAACACUGGAGUCUACUUUCCAGGCGAGCACUGUAUUGUAAUACACACUGUCACUGUUAAGAUGUGCGCGUGCUCAUAGAAGACGCAAUGAUGGACAAACCUGCACUUGUCGUUGAAGUCAUUGUGACGGCAAUCAAUAAAUGCAACAUGAGCUUA
This is a messenger RNA of Dunckerocampus dactyliophorus (ringed pipefish), 1246 nucleotides long. RefSeq names its product thiosulfate:glutathione sulfurtransferase. Gene Ontology annotation, molecular function: thiosulfate-cyanide sulfurtransferase activity. Gene Ontology annotation, cellular component: mitochondrion. The coding region runs from base 755 to 1069 and encodes 104 amino acids. The record is from RefSeq and is a predicted model, not a curated record. Lineage: Eukaryota; Metazoa; Chordata; Actinopteri; Syngnathiformes; Syngnathidae. The transcript is spliced from 5 exons.